This is a messenger RNA of Hydractinia symbiolongicarpus, 1895 nucleotides long. RefSeq names its product protein phosphatase 1 regulatory subunit 36-like. Gene Ontology annotation, molecular function: phosphatase binding. The transcript has 17 exons. The record is from RefSeq and is a predicted model, not a curated record. Gene Ontology annotation, biological process: negative regulation of phosphatase activity. The coding region runs from base 67 to 1323 and encodes 418 amino acids. NCBI's taxonomy places the organism in Eukaryota, Metazoa, Cnidaria, Hydrozoa, Anthoathecata, Hydractiniidae.
AGAUACAGUCCUGCUGUUAUUAUUACUUUCAAUUUAUAUAUAAUAGCUGGCAAAAGCUAAUAAAAAAUGUACAGUGCUGUAAAGAAAUUACCAACUGAUAAACCAUUAGAGGAAUUGAAACAGCUGUUUCCUGAUAUGCUUCCAGACACAAACACAAUGUUCAAAAAAUGGAUAUGGAAGGAAGAGACAAAUAGUCUGGAACAAAUCAGUACUGGUCACCAAUUGACUAAUGCUUCAAGAGCUAAGAAAAUGACAAGACCAUUUAUAGCACCACAUAAGAGCAGUUCUUCAACGAAGCAAAAGAAAGCCGUGCGACAACACAAAAAAUCAGUUGUUACUUCUCCCAAACCAAGCACAGUAAAAAUUCAUACAUCUGAAACUCGACCAAUCACAUUGCAUGAUGUCAAAGUGGUAUCUUAUGAAUUGUUAAUGGCAUCGAAUGAUGUGGCAGAACUAUUUCAAGACAGUGUAAGAGAAAAUCAGUUUGAUGCCUUACUGGUUGUUUUGUUGUGCUACUUCGAUGUAUUCUUUGAUAGAAUCGCUCUUGAAAAUCAAUCCAAAUCCACGCUAAUGGAACCGAGUGUAGCAGAGAAGAAAGCAAUUUUGGUUACUAUAAACAAGGAGGAAAGGAUUAAAAAGCAGUUAGCAGAAAAAUACUGUACUUUACUUCUUGGUCUUCAAGGUGAGAAGCAACAUCACAUGGCUUGCGGAAGGCAAAGAAAAUCAUACACCAAAGCGGAUAGGGCGUUCUAUGAGACCUUAUACUCCUUCUGUUGUCUCGUUGUGUGGGUGACGUUUCGUAGAAACAGUUUAGAGCUCAUACAGGAAGAACUAGGCAGAUUAUUUCGCAGUAACGCGUUUAAUGCACAUGGCCGUCCAUUAAAUAACGAUGGUUUUAAGCUGGCAUCAGAUCUAACCACAGAGGAUAUUCAUAACAUCAAACUUGCAUCAUUCUCUUCGAAACAAAAUAAAAGACCUCCAAUCAAGUCUAUGAUCAACCAAAGAUCACCGGUGUUAGUAGCUUUGCUUCCUAAUUCGAAAGAAUCUGCAACAUGGCUGCUUGAUAGGAGUAAACCAUUUUCAAUAAAAAACAGCAAAGCUGAAGCAAAAGAAAAUGAUAAUAUUUAUGAAAUCAACGUAGAAAGUAUGAGGGUAGGCAUUAUUGGGGAAAUGAUAUCUGGUUUUAAUCCCUUCACAUUGGCUCCUUUUGAAGGAGAUGAAGAAAAUGAAGAAGAAGAAAAUAUUCAAGAUGGAAAUGUAAAAAGAUCUAUGGAAGUGGUAAGUGAUAACUCGACACAGGCUUCUGAAGGUAAGGAGAUGUGAAAUAACGUCAGUAUUAAAAGACUGGUGGAAAUAUCGUUACCGGCUUUGACAUCAUGAGUCAGCCGACGUGUGAAACGUAAUCAAACUCGAAUAUUAUUUGUGAAAGCAGAAUGAAAAAGUGGUAGCAUUCGGCGUACACUCGUCGACUAUUCGUACGGUAUAUUUAGGUUUUUGUACACAAAUGGGUUGGCCCAUUUCUUCGAAUUUCACAAUUUUAAUAGUUAGAGUUUUUUAAGAAUUGACAGGAAGAUGAAGAAUAGAAUUUCUUUUCCACAGUGUGGUAUGUUGUAAAUGAGAUAUUAAAAUACUACUUCAUAUAAAUUCUACUCACAAACCUUAACCACUUAAUUUUGUCUUCAAUAAAGUCAGUAUUUGUGCUAAAACCGUUGUAGGCACACAAAAAAAUCUGAAAUCAAGCACAGACUACAAUAUUGAGCUUUAUCAACUUUUUUGUAGGGUUAAACAAGUGUACUGAAAAAAAAAAUUAUUUUUCGUUUAUAAUUUUAUUAAUGAUUUAUAGUGUAUAUUUCUCUUUACGUGUAAUAAAUAAUACUAUAUUAUUUCUAUCUUCA